This is a messenger RNA of Myxocyprinus asiaticus (Chinese sucker), 730 nucleotides long. RefSeq lists its product as uncharacterized. NCBI's taxonomy places the organism in Eukaryota, Metazoa, Chordata, Actinopteri, Cypriniformes, Catostomidae. The record is from RefSeq and is a predicted model, not a curated record. Bases 74 to 595 code for a protein of 173 amino acids. The transcript has 8 exons.
CAGAUUUGUUUUUAAUCUGACCUUUCUUCAAGUUUGGUGAAAUGUAUGGUUAAAUACACCAGCCAACAAAAAAAUGUUUUUACUACAAAUUAUUCUGAGGAAGACUGUGGGUUUUUGUUUAGAGUUUUGUCAGUGUGGACUGGAGUACCCUCUAGCCUUUGGAAAUCCCAUCACUCUCACCGUCAUACCAAAAGAUGUACCUGAAACUCCCCCGACACUGUCCAUUUUGUCCCCUUUGAAGGGCAGUGGAGGGGAUAUUUGUCUGGCCGCCGGGUUUUUUCCUGCAAAAAAGAAUAUGACUCUGAUUGCAAAUGAUAAAAGCUCUGAGACUCAAAGUACCAGCAAUGCCCUCUUGUUUACAAACACCAAAACCUAUUAUUAUGCUGGCUUCAACAAUAAGGAUAUCGAACAAUGCAAAAUGGAUCAAGUUGAGAAAAACAAAGCUCUCAACACUUUCGUAACAGAUAAACCUGAUAGACUGAUUCCACUACACUGUGAAACUAAAUACUCAGAGUUCAAAAACACUGAUGGUCCUAAGGCAAACUCCAUGACCCUUCUUGUGACAGAGGAUGUGCAGAAACAUCUAAGGAUGUGAUAUACAGUGGGAGCAGUAACAUUAAGAAACUGAAAAAGAACCAGCCAUUUUCAAGGUCGGAGAUUCAUGCCUGGCAACUGACUUCACAAGACAUAAUGCUUUGGAUAAGGUGCUGCCAUUCAGUCAAACAAACAA